AUGAGUUCAACAAUACGCAAAAAGGGAAUCCUAAUUUACUACUUGACAAUGUAUCCUGUGAGAUUUGAGGGUAGGCCGGAGGGAGAUGAGGAUAAGUGCAGACGAACCCGGCGUACGCAACGUGCCCUGAAUCUUGAUGCAAAUGUAUGGCCCGCCAAUUGGGGCACCAGUAGUGGUUUGAAUAUUAGAGGCCCAGAAGUUAGUGGUCUCGUGAAGGAGUUCCCUUAA
This is a messenger RNA of Arctia plantaginis, 228 nucleotides long. NCBI's taxonomy places the organism in Eukaryota, Metazoa, Arthropoda, Insecta, Lepidoptera, Erebidae. The record is from the annotation of a GenBank genome assembly.